CUAGAAGGCCUAGAGUAGUCGCGCUUAUACGACCACCGCUACCACCCAGACAACCAGGACAAGCUCCGGCACUACGACCACCGCUACCACCCAGACAACCAGGACAAGCUCCGGCACUACGACUUCUGAUACCACGCAGACAAAAUGGACAAGUGCAGAUAGGAGGACCACUGCUACCACCUAGACAAGCCCCGGCAGCACGGCUACAGCUACCACCUCCAGUACAUAGACCAUGGCCUGCAGCGCAAUUGGAGGCUGGAGCACCUAGACAAGUGCAGUAUAAUCCAUUUCUACAACAGCCCAUGGCGGAUCCAGAGGAGCGAAGAAGGAUACGAGACAUUGCCUUUAACGAGAUUCAUCAUCAUAUUGGCAUGGAGCUUCCAGGUGCAGACGAUGAGGAAGAAAUCGAUGCAGACGAUGAGGAAGACAUCGAUUCAGACGAUGAUGAAGACAUCGAUGCAGACGAUGAAGAAGACAUCGAUCCAGACGACAUCGAUAAAAUCGUGGAAAGGAGGGAAAGGAGGGAGAACUACAGACACAACCAACGAUGGGACCUACUGACAAGGCAAGUAGGUGGACGACAAGGACUACCUAUACCAGAACCUAGACCAGUAAACCAACCGCUUGCACCACUUGGUUUGGCCGCAUUCCAAAGACUUGAACAACGGCUAGAAGGGCUUGAUCGGGGUAGAGGAGCUGAACCACCACCUCCCAGGCCUAUGUUAAACCCUCCUAGAGCAGAUCCAAUAGCGCUUGGUUUGCGCAAUAGGGGCAACCCUGGACUACCUGGACAUCUGCCUCAUAGAGUAGGUGGACCACGUCCAGAUAUGGUUGGGCCUGACUUUGGUAGAGCGGCUGCACGACCGCCGAUUCCGCGUGAUUUGAUACCCCCUCGUCCGCUUUACUUAAGCCCGGGCGAUAUUGGACAACCUGAAUUUGCUGGAGCAGCACGCAGCGUCUUGGACAAAGAAGGGAAUAGUCUUGCUGGAGAACCUGGUCGGCCUCCGAGAGCAUCUGAACCAUUUUACGGAAUACAUUACCCUGAUUUGGGCAGCGCAGCAUCGGCCAGUUCAGCGGAACCACCAGCACCAGCAGUUGGACAACAGUCGUUCAGGCCUCAGGUGAAACCUCCUAAGAAUUCUUUCUUGGAUGAUCCUGGCGAACCUGGAAAGCCGAUUGUAAGUCCUACGAGACAACCGAACCCAUUUCAACAAUUUUAUCCUGAUUUCGGCAGAGCAGCAUCGGCCAGUGCCGCGGCACCAGCACCCCUAUCUCCCCCCCUCUCUCCCCCCCUAUCCCCUAUUCCUAGACCCAAUGAUUAUGAAACAUCAUCCACCUCCCCGGACGAAGAUUGGUCCGAAAAUUGGGAUGGUGUUACUGGAUAGCUCAAGUGUAUUGUUAAGCGUCAUUCUCCCUGCUAGUGUAUUGUUAAGCGUCGUUCAUCUGCGCUCGGUAAUCAGGAAAACACUUCUUUCUUGAAUUUUUUGC
This is a messenger RNA of Sycon ciliatum, 1488 nucleotides long. RefSeq lists its product as uncharacterized. The record is from RefSeq and is a predicted model, not a curated record. The transcript is spliced from 3 exons. Bases 303 to 1385 code for a protein of 360 amino acids. NCBI's taxonomy places the organism in Eukaryota, Metazoa, Porifera, Calcarea, Leucosolenida, Sycettidae.